Messenger RNA from Pseudo-nitzschia multistriata, 5226 nucleotides. Lineage: Eukaryota; Bacillariophyta; Bacillariophyceae; Bacillariales; Bacillariaceae. The record is from the annotation of a GenBank genome assembly.
GUGAAUUGAUUCGAUACCGGACGAAACGAUCCGAUAGCAUACACGCGAGGUGGUUCAGUCCCAGUCGAGACGUCCGUCAGCAGUUUCAGAACCAGUCGUUUGUCCUCACGUAGUCUGAAAGUUCUCUGUGCCCAUUCACUCCACGCCGAACAAAGACUWCGAGGCUCAAAGCUUGACCGCGCGACUACGCARUCAUGUGGAACGAUUGGGUGGCAAACGCCAAGAAAAUGGCGGCGGACGUCGAUCGGAAAUUGAACGAAUCUGUUGGCAUGGACGCAGACGGGAACCUGAUCGGAUCCUCCCACAAAACAACACCAAAGCAAUCAGAUACUGCAACUAUUUUUUCUGUGGCGGAGGAUCAGGCUCKGCCGUUCGCAUCAAACACUAGUAUUGGCGAUUCUGCUGUAGGUUCGUCCGGUGCCGUGACAAAGAUUGUUGAAGAUGACGACGAUGCUUGGAACGAUGAUUUUGAUUUCGACGACGACAACGAUGAUUUAGACGACACUGCGGUCUUGGCGAGUGUAGAUACACCAGCGAAGAUUGAAUCGGUGCCCAUAAAAGCGGAGAAGCUAGAAGCAAACCCAAUGGAACAAUCUACCCCUGUURCACCUCUGCCAUCUGCAACCACGAGCUCAACGACGACAAAAACGGAUGAAUCAUUAAAAAAAGAAAAGYCAUCCCCACCAUUGCCAGCGACUACCGAUACAGUGACAAAGGUGGCAGAAACCAAGUCAAAAGAGACGGAGGACAUACUCGCAUCCACCACACCGGUAGCGACGAAAGGUUUGGCACAGACGAGUAGCACCCCCAGUAGCGGUGAAGGAGGAUUUUUUUCCAUGAUGACCCAAACAGUAUCCUCCACGGAAGCUGCAGUCACCGGSAUGUCCUCUAUUUUGGCGGCGACCGUGUCAGUGAAAUCRGAACCGACGGGAACCAAAGAGACGGAAACUGAGCACGAAACCGUUGCUGCUACCGACAACACUGACAAAGCGAACGAUGGUGCCAUUGGCACAGACACUGGGAAAUCAGGAGAUGAGACAAAAUCUACCGACACAGAGCUGGAGCAGAAGAAAGAUGCGCUUUCUUCGAACGGAAAAGAAAAGAAGGAUAGCGGAUGGGAUGACGUCGAUGUCGAUGUCGGUGUCGAUUUUGACGACGAUACACCAGAUGGUUCUGGUGCAUCUACUGAGGAGAGCGGUGGAAGUGCUCCUGCUUCAACCCCUGCAUUGGGCAGUACCAGGGGCCUUCUUACGGGAGACUCAAAAAAUGACUCCAUUCCUGCCACCAAGGAGAGUGAUAUCACCCCAGUCCCCGCUUCUGCAACAAUUCCUGCUUCGAGUAGCAGCAGUGGCGGUUUCUUUUCCAACCUGUCCGACCUAGCACAGAAUGCAGAUUCACUGUUGACGGCUGCAGCAAAAAUCGAAACAGAUGACGAGAAUGCUAAUGUGAARAACGAUACAGUUGUCGCCGAAGAAAGCAAGGAUAACGACGAAAUAGACGCACAACCAAAUGAUUGCGAUGGUAGCUCAUCAUUGAAAAAUGAUGCACCACUCUCCCCGGAUCCGACGGCCGAAAAAUCACCCCAAAACGCCAUAUCCGAAGAGGAAAAACGACCAUCCGAUCCUGUCCCCUCCGCAACCCCGAAAAUCGCUACCGCAGGAUUGUUUUCCAAUUUWACCAAUCUGGCAAAAACGCCAAAAGAGACCACAUCUAAAGGAGAGGAUCUUCCAUCACCGAAUCCCACGUCAGCAAUCCCUCAAAAGGRUAGCGCUGGAGGACUCUUUUCCAACCUUACGAAUCUGGCACAGACAGCAGACUCGAUGCUGACAGCGGCAGUACUUUCGGGAGAAGGCGAUGGUACUGUUUUAGGCAGUMCGAAGCCUGACAACAGUGGUGGWUGGGAAARUGAAGACGACGACAUGUUUCUCGGUGAUGAUGAUGAACAAGACGAAAAGGAAAAGGAAAAAAWACCUAUGGAAGCAAACAAAACAAAUGACAAAACAGAUGGACCAAACGAUACGCUUAAGUCUGUAGACGAGGAGAAAGAAGAAUCUUCUUCCUCUUUUSUCAAAGUGUCUCCGAGUUCMUCUGUAUCAACACCAGAAACUUCACAAAAGGAAACAGAAAUGUCAGGGAAACCCGUUGUGUCUGCGACAGACAAUGCACUAUCUCCACCAUGUGUAGGUGCAACUCCUGCAUACAUAAACAUAGAGGAUGAUCCGAGAUAUAAAGAACUCCAGGAGGCGCUGCGAAUGCGCGAGGAACAAUUGGUCAACAAAGGCAGCCAGCUGAACGAGCUCCAAUCCCUGAUGGAAUCUCGUGAUGAACAGUACAAGAAAAAGAUACAAGAUACCAAAGAAGAGGCCAAGARACGAAUUCAACGAGCGAAGGAACGYUGCGAGGCGGCCGAAGCGAAACUCCGGGCUCGAUCCUCCGGUGAUUCAGAUGAUCUCAAAAAGAAACAAUUAAUUAUCGACGAACUAAUGGAAGAAGGACAAGCCUUGGCCCAGAAACAAUCAGCAAUGGAAAAGGYUGUACGUUCCGCCAAUGCUGAAACACGGGCCCUCAAAGAAGAUUUACUGCACGAAACUGAGGAGAAAGAACAAGCACUGGAAAAGAUUGUCGGGAUGGAGGACCAAAUCAAGACUUUGAAAGGGUACCUCGCAUCUGCCCGAGAAGGAGAGUCGAAAUCUGGAAAACUUGAGAGCGACUUAUUGGCAACCCGCGCCGAUGCUGAAGAAAAGGCGAACACAAUAUUGUCCCUUCAACAACGAGUGAAGGAAUUGAUGGAAGAAUCGAGAGAUCUCAAGCAAGAAAUCAACRCUACCCGCAAGUCGGCAGCACACGAGGCACAACAAGAGAAAACUUCAAUGCGGAAGGAACACAAUGACUUACUUGGUGAUUUGGAACAGAAAAUUCGAACGAUCGAACGCGAGGCAGGCGUUCGCGAAGAUGCCUUACGGCACGAAGUAUCAGAAAUAAGAAAGCGGUGGCAGGAUGCUGUUCGGCGAGCCGAUGGUAAGUAACUAUUUAUUUUUUCCUUUGCGWCUUCUCGAAUCGUGCCCCUUGAUUUCAUUCUUUUCGGUUCUCAAUCAAUACUCUAACUCAAUCUCAAUCCAUUCGAUGAUUUCGGUCAACGUCAAUAACGCAGCUUUAAGCAUGGAUAUUCAAUCCAGUACCGCACCCUUACUGCGCCAGUUAGAAAGUAUGGAGCGCCAAAGUCGGUUGCGAACUGCAAAUGCUGCCGAAUUGGAGUCUCGCUUGCGAUCCGAGUUGGAAGMAGCCAUGAUUGAGAACGAAAGACUUGGCAGGGAUGGCUCUGAAUACAAAAUCAAGCUUUCUCGAUUGGAACGAUCCAUGAAAGAGCGCGAUCAGGAAAUUGUUGCUGCGAAACAGACGAUCGAGGAGCAAAUUUUAUCAAUCGAAAAUCUGACACGAAAAGAAGAAAAGCUUAAUGCAGAAGCAGAGAAACGACAGAGAGAAUAUGAGAGAGUUGAAAAACUUGCAAAUGAAGGCGUGUCUCGCGUUAGAAGUGAAAUGACGCAAACAGUCGUAGACAGCGAAGAACGAUACCGAGGACAGAUAGAAAAGAUAGAAGCAGAACUGAAGGUCGAACGAGAAAAACGCAGUCAGCUUGAGGAACAGGUAGGCCAAUUAUUGGAGAAUACCACGAUGGGAGUGUUCACCUCGUCCCCGCAGGCUCCGCUCGCUACAGGAAUCCGUCGAGGAACUAAGCCUAAAAAGCUUCACAAAGCAGAAGGUCAGGCCGAAAUCCUAGCUGGAGCACUGGGUCUAGGUGGGGAUUCGGAUGAUAGCGAUAGCGAUGGUGAUGACUUUUUUGAUCGAAGCGAUAUGGAAGGGUUCGAMUCUGAAAAUCAUUCCAAUCAACGGCAAGGUAGUUUAAACAGUUUUGCAGCACUAGAACAACUGUCGUCGAAAUUAAGAACAGCAGAAGUCGAGCUCACAGCGUUGCGAAAAAGCCUGAAAGAGUCAAACGAGACCCACCAGUCUCUAGUGGAAGAGCUGGGAGAGGCCAGGCAUGCCAAGGAAAAGCUCCCCCUCUUUGAACAAAAAGUGAAAGAACUGACCCGAGAGAAUCGCGAAAUGGAACAAGAAAUCGCUGGUUUGAAAGAAGAUAUAGCCGAUGUUCGGGAAUUGUAUCGAACACAGUUGAAUGUGCUCCUAGAAGAAAAGACGUCCUCGUCGAUGAAUAAUGAUGUCGGGGSCAAGAAUGUAGAUCCAACUCCUCAAGAAAACAAGACCGAAAUCGGUYAUUAGUGUCAGGAAUCAGCUAUCUGAUCGACGAAAUUUCAAAACAACCUAAUGCACAUAUCAGUYAUCGUAAGCUUUACAAAUGCAACAAUGCUUUCCAUGGCGUGGGUACUCAUCUCUCGUUAUCGAGAAGCAGGUGAUAAAGAAAUAAACUGAUUAUCCUGCGAAUUUAWUGAUGCUAGUAUUAGCGAUGGGUUUGAUUUGGUUCUUUCUAACGAUCGUCGGUCCGUUCGCCUGGUAUUUUAAUCAGCAGGAACGUUGUACUUGGCAAACAAAUUCUCGUGGUUUGUCAUGGCUUUGAAUUCCAGGUUGUUCCCAGAGGGAUCCUUGAAAAACAUAGUGUAUUGCUCCCCGGGUUCGCCCUUAAACCUCAGGGUGGGUUCGAUUACAAAAUCCACGUUGUGGGAUCGCAGCCGAUCCACAAGGUUGUUGAACUGCUCAACAGUUUCCAGUGCCAGACCCGCGUGGGGCACCGGAACCUCGUCACCGUCAACAGGAUUGUAGUAAUCUAUGCAUCUGUAGUCGUCUCCGGCCCAAUGACAGACAAUUUGAUGACCGUAGAGCGAAUAAUCCUGCCACUUGUCGGAGGAUCGGCCCUCUUCGCAGCCCAGAACAGUCCCAUAGAACUCUUUGGCGGCUUCGAGAGAGUGAACAGGGAAGGCAUAAUGGAAAGGGUUUCCAGGGGCCGGAGCACUUCGUGUUUCAUAUUGGGUCGAUGGCUUUGUGGUUUUCGCGCCGCUUGCUCUGUUGGCUGACGUCGUGGAAAAGAGUUUGGUUGCACUUCGGCUGGUACUCUGGAAGAUGGCAAAAGGAGAAGUGCGUUUAGCAGUUGCGCUGACUCUGAAGCAGGAAACAACACUAGGCGUCGAGGAGAUGGAGGCGAAAAGUCGAAGCAUGAUGGUGGUGGCAGCAGCAAUUUUCAUUUUUUUACUUGAAUAGAAUGACAACCAAAAU